This is a messenger RNA of Fusarium redolens, 1024 nucleotides long. RefSeq names its product marvel domain-containing protein. Gene Ontology annotation, biological process: eisosome assembly; protein localization to plasma membrane. Bases 389 to 922 code for a protein of 177 amino acids. Gene Ontology annotation, cellular component: eisosome; plasma membrane. The record is from RefSeq and is a predicted model, not a curated record. NCBI's taxonomy places the organism in Eukaryota, Fungi, Ascomycota, Sordariomycetes, Hypocreales, Nectriaceae. The transcript is spliced from 2 exons.
UUGUCCCCUCCCACUGUUACCCUGGCCGAGUUUAUUCAUUGUCAACGGUUGCUUGGGCAAUACGCCAGCAACGAUAUAACCCACCACGACCCUAUCACCAGAUGUCUCGAGAAGCAACCCUACCAACACCGCACCAAAUUGACUCAAUUCAACUCCACAUGUAUCCUCCACCAAAAAUCGCAGCCUUCUGAGGUCCGUCCAUCUGUCACUGCCAGACUGCCUUUGCAAAUCGUCACUUCGAACACUUCGACCAACUCCUUGCGCAAGGUGCACAACCAUAGUGCAGGGACUUCGACAUUUGGAAUAGUGUCACAGCUGUUGUGCUACUACUGUUCUACCUCUCGUAUCAACCCCAUCAAGCCCUGCUAUCCAGCAUCCGUUGCCCACUAUGCGGUAUAAUCUUAUCCAAAUGAUCCUGCGCAGCGUCGCUCUGCUCAUGACGCUCCUCCUAACGGCUCUCAUCGGCAACGUUAUGGCGUCAAAUAUCGACGCCGCAGGCUCUGCAACGGCUGCCGUCAACUUUAUCAUGUUUAUUGCAAUUGUCUGCUGGAUCGUUUGCAUUGUCGGCCUUCUCGCUUUCUUUGUUUCAGCUCUCGACAAACCACUUCUGCAACUACCUUUGGAUGGCAUAGCUGUUCUUUUCACCUUCAUCGGUGCUAUCGUUCUUGCAGCCAAGCUGCGUGUCGUCAACUGCGGAGAUAUUAACCCCAAAGCUCUGCCUGGGGACUGGAUCGCCUGGGGCUCAGCGAGUGAUGAGGGACGGUGCCGUCGACUACAAGCAAGCACUGUCUUCAUAUGGUUUCUGUUUGCCUGCGUGUCUGGAAGUCUCUUCUUAACCAUCCGAACUGCACGCAAUCAGUUCGGCUCGCUCCGCAGUGCCGCUUCAAGGCCAUCAAUGUCUCAGAUUUCUUCAAGCGUCUGAUAAGCCAUAAGAGCAUCAAAGGACCAUAAUAUAGCGUCUCAGCUGCGUAAAGGGGGCCCGGUCAUGAUAACACUGGUCGUUUGCUAAAAACCCAUCAACGCA